GAAGGGUGUGUCGCUCGCGCCCCUCCUCUCUACUACUCCUAAGCUCAGUGUUAGAGGUACAACAGCUUCCGCCACCACGCGAGGCACUGUUUCCCUGUAUAAGGCGCCCUAGUAAGACAGAAUAAUGCUACUGGCUCUUUCCGUUCACUAACAUUCAUCCAUCGUCAACUUUUCGGUGAAGGUUUUCGGGAGAAUUGUGAAAGGCCAAGAGUCACGAAAGAGCUUUGGGACUACCUCCUUUUUCCUUGGAUGUUCUGAUUUCACACUCAUCGCGCGCUGGUGAUUUUUUUCAUUAUUUCAUUUUAGAUGAGUCGUUCUGAAAAAAAUAAAUCAAGGAAAAAAUAAUAGCUUUAAUGGCACUAAAACUACGAUGGCUGAGUCCGAGCGGCCAGUGGAAACAAACAUUGUAGAUUGGAUGUGGAGGUAAAUUCACAGACUGAAACAGUACACGAAAAGCGAGAUCGCGGAGGUGAAGCGUGCAUGGUUGCAAGGGGUCCGAGCAGUCAGCCCUGCUCCUGUGGACCUGCUGGACACGUGCCUGCUGAAGAUGGGUAUUACGUAAUAGAAGAUGGGAAAUAAACAUUCGAAUGCGAAAUGCCAGUGCCCCAAAAAUGCUAAAAAGCACAAGCAACACCAUGAUUCCCGCAACCACAGCUCACACUGUGGCGACAAACACCACAGCAAGCCAAGCAUUCUUUACAGUCAACAGGACAAGCAGCACCAGCAGCCCAGACUUCACAAUCCGUACCACACAAACGUGGUCCACUGCAGAGGCCAUGCCAGCCAGACGUCGUCAUGGCUGCCGCCGCUGGAGAACUGGGACGCGGGCGGCCAGGCUCUCCCGUACGGGUGGGAGGCCGCUACGGACAAGGAGGGGAAGCCCUACUUUAUAAACCACCUGAACAAGACCACGACGUACGAGGACCCCCGCAAGGACUACCAAGACGAGCCCCCGCAGCCGCGCCAGAUAGAUCUCAUCCGGGAUCCUGAGAUGGGCUUCGGCUUCGUCGCCGGCUCGGAGAAGCCUGUCAUUGUUAGGUUCGUGACGGAGGGCGGCCCCAGCGUGGAGAAGCUGCUUCCCGGGGACCAGAUCCUCAUGAUUAACGGUGAGGACGUGAAGAAGGCGCCCCGGGACCACGUGAUCCAAUUGGUCAGGUCAUGCAAGGACCGCGUCCAACUCACCGUCACGCAGCCGCCCCUGGACAACUCGGAGCGGAAGUCGGCCCUGCUGAGCGCCGCCAAAAAGCAGCGGCUGAAGAACAACCCCUCCAGGGUCAGGUUUGCCGAGAGCGUCGAUAUCAACGGAUCGCCAUCGUAUUCUCCGUCCAACUUCAAUUCGAGCGAGUCAACCACGCCCUUCAUGCCCAACGUCCUGAAAGUGUUCCUGGAAAAUGGCCAAACUAAGUCAUUCAAAUACGACUCCAGCACGACGGUGGGCGACGUGCUGGACUCCCUCCACCAAAAGCUGGGCAUUAAGUGCCCCGAACACUUCUCUCUGGUGGUAGAACAUGUCAAGAGCCUCAGAAGGAAUAAACUUACCAUCUUAGACCCAAAGGAGACACUCUCCAGGAUUGCAGCACGUCCAGGCGCUCAGCAUCUGAGAUGCCUGUACCGUGUGACCUUCGUCCCCCGCGACGCCUACGAUUUGCUGAGAAAGGACUCGAUGGCCUUCGAGUAUCUUUACCUCCAGUGCUGUAAUGACGUGAUCCAAGAGAGAUUUGCGCCCGAGCUCCAGUUCGACGUGGCACUGCGGUUGGCCGCCCUGCACAUCCAGCAACACGCCCUCACCAACAACAUGGCUGCUAAGGUCUCGGUCAAAACCAUCGAAAAAGACUGUGGAUUAGAGCGUUUCGUGCCCUCGUCGUACGUAGACUCUAUGAAGCGAAAAGAGCUCCGGAAAAUUCUCUCCCACUUCUUAAAACUGAACUCAAACUUAACGGCGCCAGGACAGAAGCAGCUGACGGCGCUCCAGGCGAAGCUGCACUACCUCAAGAUCAUUUCGGAGCUACCCUCGUACGGAGCCAAAUGCUUCUCCACUAACAUGAAGGAUACCAACAUGGAGACUGUCAUAUUGAUCAGUCCAAGAUUUGGCAUCAGUCAGAUAACUGGAAUUAGGAACAGCAUGCCUGAGGCGUUGUGUGAGAUCGAGCAGGUGACUUCCGCGAGGGUGAGCCGCGAGGACGAGCUCUCCUGCAGGGUGGAGCUCUCCCUCAAAGACCCCGACAAAGAGAACCUGGUGGUCAGCCUUGAGGACCGAGACGCGGAGGAACUGGUGUUGGUGCUGCAGGGGUACUACCGCCUGCUCACCGAGAACCCCCUGGCCGUCACGCACAUCCGGGACCGCAACUCCGUGGACCAAGCCCCUCCGUACCACUCCCGCCACAAGGUGCAGGCCACCAACUGGAGCUACGCCACGACCAAUGAGGAAGACGACUCCCGCGGAACCGAGCGCUACGUGGACCUCAGUGUUCCUCCACCCUACAAGCCUCCUCCAGAAGGUUAUAAGGUCCCCAACGGCCACCUACCCGGGCUGGACAUGGACGAGACGGGAGUGUAUGUCAACAGUCGCCGCCAGAAUAUUCUUGACUCCAACAUGAACAAAACAAAUUCUGUGUACGAGAACGCAAAUGAUUCGAGCAGCGGUGCUAGCCCGACCCCCCAGAGCCACGCCUACCCCAGCCACCACGCCCAUCCGGCACCCGCAAGCCCCGCCCGACAGCCUCCUGCGGAUACCAAGAAGGUACACUUUAACCUGGCGACCAUCCACACGCACGCCCACUGUGGCCACACAGAGGACCGAUCUCAUGUGUGUGAGGCCAGGAACGAGGAGGUAAUCAAGCGCGUGGCCGAGUUGCAGCAGCUGGUGGAGGACGCUGAGAACUACCUGAGUGACGCGGACGGCGAAAUCACGGACGUGGAGAGUGUCCGAUCAGACCAGUACGGCAGACUCAAGCACUCAGACUCACUCCUACUUCUGACUCAGGGUCAGAAGCUGUUGCCAAAUAACGAGGUAGUGGAAAGUGAGGAGCGCUCGGGCAGUGACACCGACUCGCAGUCCACGCCCACGCAGAGCCCAGCGCAUCGUCCUGCCAAGCCACCGCAACGUCCCUCUUCAGUUCUCAAGCCAAGCGGGUCAUCGUUCGGCCUGCACUCCCCAGACAACCUGCCCCUCACCCUCCAGAACCGCGAGGACGACAUCAAGGCCCUCAUCAAGCAGCUGGAGGAUAAUUCAGGCCUGCCUUACACCUUCGCCGAGGGCACGCUCUACCUAGACCCGGAUAUCAUCGACCUCACAAUGAUCCCUCCGCCCAUCACCCCGGACGAGGUACGCCCGCAGGCAUAUGACGGCGCCAAAGUGUUCCCUCCGCAGCUGAGCACUCCGCCCACGCCUUUCGCAGACAGAGAGACGCUGGAGAAGGAACUCAAAGCCCUGGAGCAGGAUCUCGGAGACCUCAGGUCGCUCACCAAUCCGAGCUGGCUUGAUCAUGAUGCGAACGCAAGCUACGCUGAUUCCAUAACUACAGCAGGCGCCAGCGACACCGAAGACAGCAUGUCCCUCAGCAGCCUCAACACCAGCUUGGUCUCCAACGACUCGGUGUUCGCCCGUGCUGGCGGUGGCAGCGGCGGCGGAGGAGGCCAGGUGCUGGGGAGGAGCCCCAACUUCACGCUCGCCGCCCUUCGUCAGCUGGGUAUCCACCUGGAGGAAGGGGAGGACAUCGACUCCUUCAUCGCCAAUCUCACGAUCCCGCCGCCUCCCGAGGGAUCUGUGGAUCUUCAGACUUACGCCGAAAGCCGCAAAAUGGGCAACGAGUGCGACUUCUCGGCUUUCAUCAUCCCUCCCCCGCCGUCCUCAGACAACAAGGACAACCGAUCAUCUGAUAUUAUACGUAGAUUGUACGAAGCCAAAGAAGGAAUUAGUCGGAUGGUGGGUGACGAGGGCUCCCACAGCGACGCCGAAGGGGGCGAGAAGGACCUGGAGAUUGGCGAGGUCCGCGUGAGCUCCGAGACGAUGGCCAAGCGGGCCAUAGUUGGGAAGGUGGCGUCCCUGCAGCGGCGCUUUGAAGUUCCUCCCAAAGCAGCUGGCCAUGCUAGUCCCCCUAAUUCGAGUGCCUCCAUAGACAAUCGUCAGUUGUUACUCAAACUUAGCAAAGACAAGUCAAGCUCUCCUAGCGACUCUUCCGGGUAUGAUAGUCUCAGAUCUAAUAAUUCGAAUGUAGCAUAUGAGCUCGACGCCAAACUGGCACAGGCCUUAGAGGAAAAUGAUAAGAUGUUCAAAAGCUUCGACACACUCAAGAGAAAACAAAUGGCGAACACAGCUGCUUCCGCCGCCAGUCCCCAGGACAGCGGCAGCGAAAGCAGCAGCGAGAGGCCUCCCUCAGUCAUGUCGAGAGUGCGGACCUUCAAUACGGGGUCGCCGUGGGGCACGUCCUCGCUCCAGCGACCGUCAACCCUCCAGCGUCAGAUGACGGUGCCGGCCGGCAAGGCUGAGGCGAAGGACGAAGAUCCCCCGCCGCCCCCGCCGCGCACUCCGGUCACGCGCACGGGCACGCUGACCAGCCCAAGGAAGAGUGCUCCUUCGCCCCCCUCCAAGAUCCAGAGAAGUAUCUCCAUGAGUACAGGGAACCUCGUCAAGUCAGCCUCGCAAGGUGAUAUCAUGAGUCAGUCGGGUUCGAGUACCAUCCACAAGUCCCCCACAAAGAGCACCAAGUCCUCAGCCUCCAGCGAGGAUCUCAGCCAAGCCAAAACAUCCCCCGGGUCUCCCUCCAAGCAAAGUGUCGCUUCCAGUAAUGAUUCCCUUACGUCAUCCUCAAGCAUAGUGACAGUCAAGUCAGCCUCACUGAAGAGCUUGGAGACUGAUGAAGACCCCCCGGAGCUGCCGCCAAGAAAUGGCACCAAAGCUGCAAUGAAACCUCCGCUUCCUCGCAGUUCCUCACAGGAUAACGUGAAAGUAGCUCUGCAUAACAAGGGUAUCCGGUCGCCGUCGCCAGCACGGAAGACUUUGAGGAGUCCCUCUCCAGACAACAAUGAACGGCCGCCUUCGGUGCCUUCCAGACUUCGCAAGCCGCAGCUCAGCCCUUCCAGCUCUCCAACUAACAGCAUCCCCGGUACGCAUCGUCCCAGCACGUCGGGGAAGCUGGCUGCUCCCUCACCUCCCACACUCAGCAAAGCUCCAGCAGUUUCUCCCACAUCUCCGCGAGGAGGCUCGAGCUCACCACUAAAGAGUAGUCCAAAGACAAGCCGCAAGUCCCCUGCUGUAGAGGAGCAGAAGCCACAACUCCCAGCCAAGACUAGUCAGUCGCCAGCCCGGAGAGCCCCAGCUUCUCCGCCGGCAACCAACGGUGUUCGGAGCCCAGCGCGAUCUACCGGGAAGGCUUCCACGACCUCCAGACUGCCCAGACCCGACACCACAAGCGUAGCCUUGAAGAACAGCAUGAACCAAGAGACGGCUCCCCUCCAGACCUCUUCCCCCAAGAUGUCGCCCAAGGCCAAGAUGGUCAACGGCAAGGCGCCGACCAGCACUGACUUGGACGAUUCGCUCGAUUCCGGUAGCUUUGACCAGGACUCGCUGGAGGAAGCAGAGGAUGUGGAGAUGAUGCCCCCAGCAUCUCGUGAUGCCUUCCGCCGCCUUUCAUUGUUGGUUAGUUCGUCUCUCAAGUCCUUAACGGAGAUGGCAGCAGCAUGUACAGAAGCACAGCGGUCUGGCGGCACGGCCACGCAGGACGAGACCAAAUUCCAAGAGGCAAGAGACGCCCUCACCAGUGAGUCUCGACAGUUCGUGACUGCCUCCAAGUUGUUUGUCAAGUCAGCCACUGAAUCCGAAGACACGUUACUUCAGUGUUUAUCCAACUGCAUGACGUUACUGCAACGCAUGGUGGACGUAACCCUCCAGGUUGUGCACCAUACUACGACUCCUCUUCAAACGCAGAACGUCGUCGUAAAGGUGCGGGACGUGGCUACCACUUACCAGUCGACCGUGCGGGCGGCGCUGUCAGCGGCAGGGCGGGGCAUGGACCAUCCUUCCAUGAACACGCUCAUGACGCAGGCCACCAAUCUGGCCGGUGUCCUCACCGCUCUCAUGCGCACACUCAGAGUGUUCAGUCCGUGAGAUAUCUCUUGUUAGAUUUAUCAUGUUUCAUAGAAGUGCCGAUGUGUGAAUUAAUAUAUCUAUGUUAACCCUUGAAAAGGUUUGAGAAAUUUAAAGAAAUCUGCUAUCGAAAGUGCAAUGAAGGAAAACUUACAAAAAGUACUUAAUGUAUUUACACGUUUGUAGAUAUAGCAGUAGCAAGAAACCUGUUGCGCAUAACGUCAUUAUUUGUAGCCCGACAGCUUUUGUAAAUAUCGAUAGAAAUCUCAGGUAUUAUGAACAGUUGGAGAACAAUAAAGCUGGAGUGAAUCAAAUGAGAGUUUGAGGUAUGAGCAGAUUCGAGGAGGUCAGAUGGUUGGAGAGUAACAUAGCUAUUAAUAGAGCUGUAUAUUUCAAUACAUUGAUAUCAUAUGAAUGUGUGUGUAUAACUUAAUGCCUAACUUAACCACUGUCUUGCAUUUGAGGAAAUCUUUCCGAAUGUAUGUUUGUAACUCAAAUAUAUUUAAUAUUAUAGUUGUUAUUUUAGUUACUUUUUUAUUAAAAUUUUAGUCACAAAUGUCACCGUUCUUUGUUUCGAGGAUUUCAACAGUUGUGUUUGUUAUGAUAAUUGUAACUCACAUUUCGCUUCCAUUCUCCAUUAUUUUAUAUAAUUCAUAUUUACGUUCCCCCACCAGUGUCGCCCUGUUGAUGUAUAUAUCGUCUGUACAGCUGUAAGACUGAUGACAUGUGAGCCCAAGAUCCGAGUCGCAAGUCAGUGUUUUUUUAGUGUAACCGCUGUAUUUUCUGCUAAAUAUAGUGUUACAGAGUAUGA
Molecule: messenger RNA, 6896 nt
Organism: Penaeus monodon (black tiger shrimp)
Lineage: Eukaryota; Metazoa; Arthropoda; Malacostraca; Decapoda; Penaeidae
Biological process (GO): signal transduction
Cellular component (GO): cytoskeleton
Molecular function (GO): protein binding
Source: RefSeq, a predicted model, not a curated record